This is a messenger RNA of Phoenix dactylifera (date palm), 1984 nucleotides long. Its product is annotated as cytochrome P450 78A9-like. Gene Ontology annotation, molecular function: oxidoreductase activity, acting on paired donors, with incorporation or reduction of molecular oxygen; monooxygenase activity; heme binding. The record is from RefSeq and is a predicted model, not a curated record. NCBI's taxonomy places the organism in Eukaryota, Viridiplantae, Streptophyta, Magnoliopsida, Arecales, Arecaceae.
CUUCUCCAUAUCAGGGCUUUCUUUGCUUAGCCAGUCAUGGAAACUUGUGUGGAGAGCUGGUGGAUCCUGCCCCUAACCCUAGCUCCAAACAUCUUAGGGUGCCUGUCACGUUCUUCUUCUCCACCUUCCAUUGCACUCGCUUUCUCUUCCAUUGUCGUCCUUGCCAUUCUGGUAUGGCUAGCCAACUGCCUUCUCCACUGGGCCUUCCCCGGCGGCCCUGCCUGGGGGAAGUACUACUGGUGGAGGAAGACAAACUCCUCCACCAGCUCGACGAUGAUACCUGGCCCGAGAGGCCUCCCUUUCCUGGGGAGCAUGGACCUCAUGUCCGGCCUCGCCCACCGCCAUCUCGCUGCGGCCGCCACCUGCCUUGGUGCAAAGAGACUCAUGGCCUUCUCCAUAGGCGAGACCCGAGCCAUCGUCGCCAGCCACCCUGAUGUCGCCAAGGAGAUCCUCAACAGCCCAGCGUUCGCCGACCGUCCCCCUACUGAAUCAGCCUACGGCCUCAUGUUCCACCGCUCUAUCGGGUUCGCCCCCCAUGGCACCUAUUGGCGCAACCUCCGCCGGAUCGCCGCCACCCACCUCUUCUCCCCGAAGCAAGUCAAUGCCUCCGCUCCUCACCGCUCCCACAUCGCCGACCAAAUGACAGCUGCUCUUCGGAACAGCACCAAUGGAGAUGUACAAGUUCGCAGAAUUCUGCGGCGGGCCUCGCUGUGCUACAUCAUGCAGUUUGUGUUCGGGAAGCAGUUUGAGCUGUGCUCGGCGAGCGAGGAGACUGAAGGACUUCUUUGCAUGGUGGAGGAAGGUUACGACCUGCUCGGGAAGAACAACUGGUCUGAUCAUUUCCCCCUUCUUGCUGGCCUCGACAUUCAGAAAAUCCGCUCCAGAUGCUCAAAGCUCGUCACCAAGGCGUAUAGUUUCGUGUAUCCAAUAAUCGAGGAACACCGAGCUACAGUAACUGGUGGAAGAACAACUGCACCGGACUUUGUGGACAUACUGAUCUCCCUCCAGGAACCUGAGGGCCUGUCAGACUCUGACAUGGUUGCCAUUCUAUGGGAGAUGAUAUUUAGAGGGACAGAUGCAAUGGCAGUGCUGAUGGAGUGGACGCUGGCUCGUGUUGUCCUCCACCCCGGCAUCCAAGCCAAGGUCCACCAAGAGCUCGAUCACGUUGUCGGGACUUCCCGGCGGCGGGUGGUCGAAUCUGAUGCACUAAGACUGGUAUACUUGCAAGCCCUACUGAAAGAGGUUCUCAGGAUGCACCCACCAGGCCCGCUCCUAUCCUGGAGUCGCCUUGCGAUAUCUGAAACUCUUGUCGACGGCCAUCUUGUUCCUGCCGGCACAACUGCCAUGGUGAACAUGUGGGCAAUAUGCCGUGAUCCUGAUGUCUGGAAGUAUCCUCUGGAGUUCAGGCCUGAGAGGUUUCUAAACAAGGAUGGAGACAUGGAGGUGGAGUUCUCGGUGAUGGGUACCGACCUCCGGCUUGCACCAUUUGGGUCAGGCAGGAGAAGCUGCCCCGGCAAGGGGCUGGCGAUGAUGACAGUCAGCUUCUGGAUGGCUUCCCUCCUUCAUGACUUUGAAUGGCUGCCAUCGGAGGUGAAGGGCGUCGAUCUAUCGGAGGUUCUCAGGCUAUCGUCCGAGAUGGCAGCACCACUUGAGGUGAGGGUGCAACCCAGGCGACAUGAAUGAAGAAGAUGAUCCUGAUCCCUAUAGUGCAUAUACGUCUACGCGUCUAUGGGGAUCUAUCUAAUUACUAUAUAUGUUGUGUAUCUGCUUUCUAUUGGCUAAUAUAGAUGAUGUAUUUAGGUCUGAGGGUGUGCAGUUUGGAGGUUUCCAUCUUUGUGCAAAGUGUUUAUAAGUUGGAAACUUACUAGCUAGCUAGUCUUGUCGGUUAUGUUUGCCAUAUGCGUUGGUUUGGAGCUGAGAGUCAGCCUGUUUAAUAUUGCAUGUAAUUAAACUGCAAAUUUAUACAAUAAGGAGUGUUUUAGUA